Messenger RNA from Cryptococcus wingfieldii CBS 7118, 1731 nucleotides. RefSeq lists its product as hypothetical. The record is from RefSeq and is a predicted model, not a curated record. The transcript has 9 exons. Gene Ontology annotation, molecular function: iron ion binding; heme binding; monooxygenase activity. Lineage: Eukaryota; Fungi; Basidiomycota; Tremellomycetes; Tremellales; Cryptococcaceae. The coding region runs from base 1 to 1731 and encodes 576 amino acids.
AUGGCCUUCUCUGCGGGCCCCUCUAUCCAAUGGCUUCAACCUAGCACGUCGGGGAUGUCCUAUACCCAGUCGUUCGCUAUCGUGCUCACGAGCAUCUUCUUUGUCCUCCUCGGGACCUACCUUCUUUUGUGGCCGAUCGCAGAAUGGAGGCUACCGGCCAGCUUUCGAAAUCUACCAGGACCGCGUGACGAUUCAUGGAUUGCUGGCGUCCUCCCCUCUCUUCUUACCGAGCCUGUGAACGCUCCUCAUACUCGCUGGACCAACACCUACGGGCUCACCCUCCGCUAUCGUAUCUUCUUUGGCAUCCCGCGCCUCCUCACAAUCGAUCCCACCGUCCUCUCCUACGUCCUCUAUCACCCUGAUCUGUUUCCCAAGUGUAACGCCACCAAGCGCAUGCUGGUCGAUAUGGUUGGGAAAGGUCUGUUGGUGGUAGAGGGAGAAGAGCACAGGAAACAGAGGAGGGCGUUGAGUGCGUGUUUUACGCCAAACGCGCUCAAGGGAAUGACAUCUAUAUUCUACGACAAGGCGUACGAGCUCAAGGACAAACUGGCCAACAUGAUCGAAGGAGAUGAUCCAGAGAUCUGCUCUCCGACCCCUACCAAAGCAGGGGACGAGGUCGAGGGCGGCAAACAGAUUGAUGUGAUGAGGUAUUUGGCGAAGACAACGCUGGAUGUUAUUGGGCUAGCAGGCUUCAGCUACGACUUCAACUCGCUCUCCGAAUCUCAUAACGAGCUUGCGGACGCUUUCGGCAGUAUGUUUGCUGCUGGCGCCGAUAUCGGAUUUGUGGCGUUUUUGCAAGUCGUGUUUCCGUUUCCAAUUGUCAAGUGGAUCCCAACUGCAAGAUCGAAGGCGAUCGCCAAAGCCAAAGAAGUGACCCAGCGUAUCGGCCUGCGCAUUAUCCAAGACAAAAAGGGCGAGAUAAUGGCUACUCACGAAAAGGACCUGGAGAAGAAUGUCGAUUUGGGCAAGGAUUUGCUUUCGAUUCUGAUCAAAGCCAACAUGGCCACCGAUCUCAAGCCCGAAGAUCAUUUGAACGACCAAGAAGUGCUUGACCAAAUAACGACUUUUAUGUUUGCUGGCAACGAGACUACUUCAACAGCGGUCACCUGGUGCCUGUAUCAAUUCGCGAAGAAGCCUGAAGUGCAGGAGCGGCUCAGAGAGGAGGUCUUGGCCGUUGCCGAUGAGCGUCCAUCCCUCGAUACUCUUCACUCACUGAAAUAUAUGGAUAUUGUCGUUCGCGAGGUCCUCCGUCUCUAUGCGCCCGUGCCCACCGGCAUCCGCAAAGCUGGACAAGACAUCGUGAUUCCCCUCGGAACGCCGGUAAUCGGUCGAGACCAGCAGAUCAUCACAAGUGUAGAGGUCAGCAAGGGCACGGCUAUCUUCAUCCCUACGGGAAGCAUCAACACUUCGCCACUGCUCUGGGGUCCCGACGCUACAGAGUUUCGACCGGAGCGCUUCUCCCAAGAUCUAAGCACUGGGGGAUGGGACCAAAUCCCAGGGGUCUGGGGAAACGUCAUGACCUUUUUGGGCGGGCCACACAAUUGUAUCGGCUAUCGCUUCUCGCUGGCCGAGAUAAAAGUGAUGCUGUUUGUCCUUUUGAGAAACUUUGAAUUUCAGGAGCUGCACAGUAAGCCGGAGAUUGAGAAGAAGGCAAGUGUUGUGAUGAGGCCAAAGGUCGUUGGAGAAGAGGAGGCAGGCCCUCAGCUGCCCUUGAUGGUGAGACCGGUGUAA